GCCAAAUAAAAACCAAUCUUUCUUCUAUCUUCUCUCUUCUCUCUCUCAAUAUCUUUCUCCCUCUCUCUCUUUCUCUGGCACAACUAAAGUAGAGAUAUAGGGAGAGAAACUUUCGUUUGUGAGUGAUGGCAGAGAUAAACAAACAAAGCAACAAAUGGGAACAAGAGGAGGUUAGUGAUGAGAUGAAUAAUUGGGAAUUGGCUGAAGAAGAAAGUGUUGACUGGAGAGGGAGACCUUCCAACCCUACCAAACAUGGUGGCAUGAGAGCUGCUCUCUUUGUUCUUGGAUUACAAGCCUUUGAGAUUAUGGGGAUUGCAGCGGUAGGGAACAACCUUAUAACUUAUGUAAUAAACGAAAUGCAUUUCCCUUUGUCUAAAGCGGCAAAUAUUGUCACCAACUUUGUCGGCACCAUCUUUAUCUUUGCCCUCCUCGGCGGCUACCUCUCGGACGCUUUUCUAGGCAGCUUCUGGACCAUCCUCAUCUUCGGCUUCGUCGAGCUUUCUGGUUUCAUACUACUAUCAGUACAAGCACAUAUGCCCCAACUAAAGCCACCAAAGUGUAACCCACUGAUAGACCAAACAUGUGAAGAAGCCAAAAAGGCAAUGAUAUUCUUCAUGGCACUCUACUUGGUGGCUUUAGGAAGUGGCUGCGUGAAACCAAACAUGAUAGCUCAUGGUGCGGACCAGUUCUCUCAGUCGCAUCCUAAACAAUCUAAACGACUCUCAUCUUACUUCAAUGCCGCCUAUUUCGCAUUCUCAAUGGGCGAGCUUAUCGCUCUAACUCUCCUUGUAUGGGUUCAAACUCAUUCGGGCAUGGACAUUGGGUUCGGAGUCUCUGCUGCAGCCAUGACUUUGGGCCUCAUUAGCUUAGUCUCCGGUACUAUGUAUUUUCGUAACAAACGUCCACGUCGAAGCAUCUUCACUCCCAUUGUCCAAGUUGUUGUGGCUGCUAUAUUAAAAAGAAAGCUUGUGUCACCCUCUGACCCAAGAAUGUUUCAUGUUGCAAACGACGUCGUACCGUCCUCCACUUUACCACACACUCCUCGAUUCAGUUUCUUGGACAAGGCAUGCAUCAAAACCCAAGACACAAACACAAAGGAGAGUCCAUGGAGGCUCUGCACAGUAACACAAGUAGAGCAAGUAAAAACCUUAAUCUCACUUGUACCAAUCUUCGCAAGCACCAUCGUCUUCAACACCAUCUUGGCUCAGCUCCAAACGUUUUCAGUCCAACAAGGAAGUUCCAUGAACACUCGUCUCUCAAAUUCUUUCCACAUCCCUCCGGCUUCACUCCAGGCCAUCCCUUACAUAAUGCUCAUAUUCCUCGUCCCUCUCUACGACUCUCUCUUAGUCCCUUUUGCACGUAAGCUCACAGGACAUAACUCAGGCAUACCUCCAUUGACUCGGAUAGGGAUUGGACUCUUCCUCUCCACUUUCUCUAUGGUUUCAGCUGCCAUGCUCGAGAAGAAGCGUAGAGACUCUUCAGUUCUUGACGGUAAUAUCUUGAGUAUCUUCUGGAUCACGCCACAGUUCUUGAUCUUUGGGAUCUCUGAGAUGUUUACAGCCGUUGGAUUAAUCGAGUUCUUUUACAAACAAUCUGCAAAGGGCAUGGAAUCAUUCUUGAUGGCCUUAACUUAUUGUUCCUACGCCUUUGGGUUUUACUUCAGCUCGGUGCUCGUUUCGGUCGUAAACAAGAUCACUUCUACGUCGGUCGACUCAAAAGGGUGGCUCGGGGAGAACGAUCUGAAUAAGGACAGGCUCGAUCUGUUUUAUUGGCUUUUAGCGGUGCUUAGUCUCUUGAACUUUCUUAGCUAUCUCUUUUGGUCUCGUUGGAACAUUAAGUCUUCGAGAAGCAACAACACUAAUGUGGUGGGAGAUGAGAACAUAUAGCUUGAUGCAUAAAAUGUACAAUACAUAUCAUAUAACCUAUUAACAUGCAUCUCCUAUAUAUAAUUAAUAUAAAUAAAUUAUUGUCUUAA
Capsella rubella is the source of this 1975-nucleotide messenger RNA. RefSeq names its product protein NRT1/ PTR FAMILY 4.3. Gene Ontology annotation, cellular component: membrane. NCBI's taxonomy places the organism in Eukaryota, Viridiplantae, Streptophyta, Magnoliopsida, Brassicales, Brassicaceae. The transcript is spliced from 5 exons. Gene Ontology annotation, biological process: oligopeptide transport; transmembrane transport. Bases 126 to 1886 code for a protein of 586 amino acids. Gene Ontology annotation, molecular function: transmembrane transporter activity. The record is from RefSeq and is a predicted model, not a curated record.